Molecule: messenger RNA, 1606 nt
Organism: Dryobates pubescens (Downy woodpecker)
Lineage: Eukaryota; Metazoa; Chordata; Aves; Piciformes; Picidae
Gene: CA9
Product: carbonic anhydrase 9
Exons: 13
Coding region: 1-1584 (527 amino acids)
Cellular component (GO): plasma membrane
Molecular function (GO): carbonate dehydratase activity; zinc ion binding
Source: RefSeq, a predicted model, not a curated record
AUGCCGACUGUUCCAAAUCACCUCUUCACUAUUCUUCUGAGUCAGUAUCCUGAGAAAGGGAAGACACUCCCAUCUGAGGAAAGGGGACAGCCGCCGCCGAGGGGUCCGAGUUGCCGACGAGGUUUCCCCGUUCGACGUGCAGGGGCCCCAGCCGUGUGCGGAGCUGAGGGCAGCCCCCGGGGCCUCGGGGUUCGAGCCCCGCACCGGCAGCUCACCUGGCCGGGCCGGGCCGGUCGGCGGCAGACUUUGCCUUUAGCCUCUAUAAAAGGUAACGGCGGCGUGAGUCAGAGCCGCCGCCUCCUCCCCGCCUGCUCUCACGUACGCGCAAGCUGGGCAGGCAGGCAGGGAGCUGCCGCCGGCAGUCCAGCACCCGCGCACUUGCUGGAGAUGAGGCGUGCAGCGCUGCGGGUCUGCGUCCUGCUCUUGGCCACCCUGGGCCGCCCCGGCGCCGGCAGUGAGCACGACGAGGAGCACGACGGCGAGGACCUCUCUCACUCCCCGGAGAAAGGUCCUGGCCACAGUCACUGGAGCUAUGCAGACCGGGAGCACUGGGGCGAGGACUUCUCAGACUGUGCAGGCACUUUUCAGUCACCCAUCAACAUCGACACGGCCAGGACCACAUUCAGCCCACAGCUGCGGCCAAUUCAGCUCUCUGGCUACAGUCUUCCCGCCAAGCAGAAGCUCAGACUGAGGAAUAAUGGGCACACAGUUCAGCUCGAUCUGCCUGAGUCACUGGCUAUCACUGGUGGCUAUGCCCAGCAGUACCGAGCUGUGCAGCUGCACCUGCACUGGGGCUCGCUGUCGGGACCUGGCUCAGAGCAUACCAUCAACGGGCAUCGCUUUGCUGCAGAGAUCCAUGUGGUGCACUACAACAGCAAGUAUGACAGCUUUAAUGAGGCAAUGGUCCAUCCAGAUGGCCUGGCUGUACUGGCAGCCUUUCUGGAGGUUGGACCAAGGGAGAACCCAUACUAUCAGGAAAUACUUGAGCACCUGUACAAAAUCCAAGGUGAAGGUGAGGAAGUCUUGGUGCCUGGAUUCAACAUUGCAGGUCUCCUGCCUGCCAACCUGAAAUUCUACUUGCAUUACAAUGGCUCUCUGACCACCCCUCCAUGUUACCAGACAGUGAAGUGGACAAUCUUCAACCAGACCAUGAUGUUCUCUCAUGACCAGAUGUCAGUGCUGGUGAGGACCCUGAGAAAUGAUGACAACAAACCUCUGCAGGACAACUACCGGCCGGUGCAGGGCCUACACAGGCGACAGGUGCUGGCGAGUUUCCAGACCACCCUCCCUUCAGCAAAGCAGCCACCUUCUGGUAAUGAAGGCUCAACAGCAACAGGUAGGAAGCCAUGGCGGGGUUUACAGGGCUCACAUCCUCUCAUCUUUGUCUCCUUUGCAGAAGGACACUCCAGCUCUUCAUUUCAUGCAGGGGAUGUGCUGGCUGUGCUCUUCGGGGUGCUCUUUGCCAUCACGGCACUGGCCUUCCUGCUGUACAUCCUCAAGCACCGCAGCCCAAACACACGGCUGGACUCACCAGGUAAAUCCAAGGUCAUCUACACAGCAGCCACCACCGAAAACACUGCAUGAGCCCUGUGCCUCUCUGGCGCUC